Ostrea edulis (European flat oyster) is the source of this 682-nucleotide messenger RNA. RefSeq lists its product as uncharacterized. The coding region runs from base 91 to 396 and encodes 101 amino acids. Lineage: Eukaryota; Metazoa; Mollusca; Bivalvia; Ostreida; Ostreidae. The transcript is spliced from 2 exons. The record is from RefSeq and is a predicted model, not a curated record.
GCAAACACGUAUCAACUCUUUAAACAGUUCUGAACCGUACACAAUCCGGCUAUAUAACCCGCAGCGGAGGCCUUACAAUCACUUCUCAGAAUGGCGUCGUAUAGGACCAGUAUGUUUGUGGCGUUCACCAUUAUGGUUACAUUGGGAGGAAUUCAUUUCCCAAGGUCCGUUGGAGCAACAUCAACAACAUUGACGACGACGACUACAAGCUCAACCGCAUCUCCAACAAACUCUCCAACACCAACAACAUCCGGGGCAGUUCAAUCGACCACGCCCUCUAAUUCCACUGGUUCCUUCGCUGUGACACAAACUUACAAUCCUCUCAUCUUACUGCUAUCUGCCACCGUCACACUGACUGCGGCAACAGGCUGUAUGAUUAGACUCGGGAACAUUUGAAAGCGAUGUCUUUAACAUAAGUGUCAAAGAAACCUUCUGUGACGUCACAAAACCGAGAAGGUGCUAGAAACUUUUGCCUCCUGUGGACGUGUUUGAAAUUACUGUUUAAAUUGGUAUGAUAUGAUUAUAUGUAAAUCAAGGAUAUCAAAACUGAAGAUGAAUUCAAAUUUAUGGUAAAUCAAGACUUCAAAUAUUACUGUAAUUUACAGAUUUAUACAUGUUGUAUUUGAAACAGGAAUCAAUUACUCAUGAGAUGAUUAUGUCAUUAAAUUAUUUUAAAAAUGAA